Molecule: messenger RNA, 937 nt
Organism: Syzygium oleosum
Lineage: Eukaryota; Viridiplantae; Streptophyta; Magnoliopsida; Myrtales; Myrtaceae
Product: 17.4 kDa class I heat shock protein-like
Exons: 1
Coding region: 159-635 (158 amino acids)
Biological process (GO): protein folding; response to hydrogen peroxide; response to heat
Source: RefSeq, a predicted model, not a curated record
UCUCUUUUCCUCUUUCCAACAAGACCCAGAAUGCUCGUGCAAGCUCUAUAUAAACACCACACGUCCUUGCUCAGCUCUCACCAGAAUCAUCCGACAACGUUCAUUCAUACAUUGCAGAAUCAUCUCAGUUUUCCAGAAUUCUCUGAUCAGUGAUCACAAUGUCGCUCAUUCCCAGCAUCUUUGGAGGCCGCCGAACCGACGUCUUUGACCCAUUCUCUCUAGACAUUUGGGACCCUCUUGAUGGCCUCUUCACCUCCUCGCUCACUAAUAUGCCUGCCUCGGCUCGCAAAACUUCAGCAUUCGCGAAUGCACGAAUUGACUGGAAAGAAACUCCAGAGGCCCACGUGUUCAAAGUGGAUGUUCCGGGGCUGAAGAAGGAGGAAGUGAAAGUUGAGGUGGAAGAGGGGAGAAUCCUUCAGAUCAGUGGGGAGAGAAGCAAGGAGAAGGAGGAGAAGAAUGAUAAGUGGCACCGGGUUGAGAGGAGCAGUGGGAAGUUCAUGAGGCGGUUCCGCCUCCCAGAGAAUGCAAAGAUGGACCAGAUCAAGGCAAGUAUGGAGAAUGGGGUGCUCACUGUGACUGUGCCUAAGGAAGAGGAGAAGAAGCCGGAGGUGAAGUCCAUUGAUAUCUCUGGUUAAUCCAGGAGUGUGUUGUGCUAAUGCAAUGCAAUAUGCAAUGCCACGAACACAACUCUAUGAGUUGUGAAUAAAUGAUUUGCUUGUGUGUUUCAUUGUGUGCUCGUGUUCUAGUAUAUCCAAAAAUAUGUAAUCAGCUAUCACUUUUUUAGUGAAAAUAAUUCAACCUUGAAUCGUUUGAGUUCUUAGAAAGUUCCUCAUAUUUAUCUCAGGUUAUGUAGCAAGCUCAAUAAAACAGACGAAGUAAAUGGAAAAAGGGGAAAAUUGGAAAAGGAGGUUCUAUAUUUUCAGAGUAUUGUUAGAAA